AAAUAGCUAGUCUAGUGUGUCGUCUCUGAUAUGGUAUAUACCUAACUAUAGAUACCAUAGAUUCAAACAUGACUCCUCUUUCUUAUAAUAUAUUAUAAUAUCUUGUAUAUUUAUAGGGUUACACUUUUGAUUCCAUAUGUUUGUUUUAUAACAAUAUGUUGUGAUAAUUUGUGUUGUGUUGAACCAACCAGGUGAUAAACGAGCAGGUGGUAGACUGGUAACAUGUUUCACGAACAGAAGAAAAUGGUGCCACCUGAUGGAGGAUGGGGGUGGAUUGUCGUUAUCGGCGUUAGUAUCGUUAACCUGUGCACCCGAUCCAUCGAGCAGUCCUUCGGCCUGCUGUUCGGCGACCUCCUGCAAGAGCUGGGCGUCGAGACGACGGGCGCCGCUGUCAUCAUGAGCACCCUCGACGCGCUCAUCAACUUCUCCGGGCUGCUGGUGGGGCCGCUCAUCCGGGCCUUCACAUUCCGCAAGGUGUCGCUCGUCGGGACGGCGUUGUGCAGUUUGGGGCUGGUGCUCACUUUUCCGGCCAAGAGUAUGGGACACAUACUCGUCACUUACAGUAUUAUCAAUGGACUGGGCGUAGGCCUAGCGGCCUCCUCCACCUUCGUGGCUCUCAGCAACUAUUUCGUCAAACGUCGCGGCCAAGCGGUGGGCUUCUCGCUCGCAGGAACAGCUCUCGGCAUGAUGCUGAUGCCGCAGGCCAUCAGGUACCUGUUGGAGUGGUACAGCUUCCGGGGGGCAAUCCUCGUGUUGGGCGCCUUCGCGAUGAACGGCAUCGCGGGGUCCAGCGUGCUGCAGCCAGCCGAGUGGCACUUCGUACCAGAGGAUACUUGCAAGGAAGAAGGGGGAUACCAUCAGGAAAUGGAAACCAUAAAAGAGACUGAGGACGAAGACAUUGAUUUGCCCGAAGGCCAAACCUUACUCAGUAAAGUAAAUUCGGAAGCGAUUAUAAAAAAUUUGGAAGAUCCGAGCAAAGCAGGUGGUCUCACCAGAAAAUCUACUUUCCCUAGAAACUUUUCAACUGUUAGCUUCGCCGGAGGACAAAGGAAACGGAAAGUCUCCAACUCGGAAUCGCUGGUGUCGAGCUAUUCCAGGUUGGAUUUUACCGGAUCCAGUAUUCAACUACAAUUCGAUGCGAAAGAUCCAGAAGAACCUCUACAAUUCGCCACGUCAAAACAAUUGCGCCGCAACAUGAGCUACCCCGGCGUCAUAAUCUCCCCUCAAACCAAAACCGCCCCUCUCUCCCCACCGGAAAAACCGGGUGACCCGAAGAAAAGCCUGUGGCAAAAAAUCGUCGUCUUCAUGGACUUGGACCUGCUGCGGUGUCCGAUCUACCUCAACCUGGUGUUGGGGCUGUCUCUCGUGUACGUCGCCGAGCAGAACUUCAAGACGGUGUUGCCGUUCUUCUUCCAGAGCAUCGGUUAUGACAAGAAGGAUGUGGCGCUGUUUCUCUCCGUCCAGGCCUUCACAGAUAUUCUGGCGAGGCUGAUUUUGCCGCCCAUUUUCGACAAGAUGGCUAUUUCGAAGAGGUCUUUGUUUAUGAUCGGGAUUUUCAGUUUGGGAGUGUGUCGAUCAGUCCUAGCUGAACAAACAGAUUGGACGAUGAUAGUAAUUUGGCUUUUCGUGUGUGGUUUCGCGAGGGGGUUGACUUUGAUCAACUAUACGAUAACCAUCGCCGAAUAUUCCUCGAACUAUUCCACUAUGGAGAAGCUGCCGGCCGCUUUCGGACUGCAUAUGGUCGGAAAAGGGAUGUUCGUUGUGGUUAUUGGGCCAUUAUUAGGUGUUAUUCGUGAUCACACAAAGAGCUUUCCAGUGUGCAUUCAUUCCCAAACGUUCCUUAUCAUGUUGGGCUGUGUUGCCUGGUGUAUAGAGUACCUGACUAUGUAUUUAAGAAAGAAGAAGAGUAGUCAAUCUGACACGAAUACUACUAACACAUGACAAACGGACGAUGACUUAUUAUCAAUUGAAAUGAAUCCAAAGUAUUAGCGAAAAAAUAAGAUAAUGUAUACUAAACUGGUCAAAAUUCGGAGCGUAAAGUCUAAUUUUCGAUGAAAUUCCCAUUCGAUUACCAUUUCUUCUUGAGUUCCUGAGCGCUCGCUUCAUUUGUUAAUGAAUCUGGUUGCGUUAUUCGUUUCAGCUCAUAAGAAUGAGAUAGUGAACUAUCUCAACAUUUUCCAAAAGUUUGGGGCAGAAAUUUAUUGUAUUCUCAAUUUUGAAUAGAUUAACGAAGUUACUUUUAUCACAAACAAGACACAUUUUGAGGAAUUCAGAUUUUGGAUAUAUUGAAAUUGUAAAUGUUUUUUUCUGGGAUGAUAGGGUAAAUUUUUGGAAUUAUUGAAAAUUCCUUUGCUUUCAUAACAUUAUAAGUUUGUUGAUUUAUUCUAAAUUUUAUGAUAAUCCUGUUCUGAAGGUCAGUCAUUCCUAUCACGCUGCAGAAAGUUUGCGAAUUCCACUGCAUCGAAAGAAUAUACCCACAAAUCAUGCAUUUUUUUAGAAAAAAAAAUCAUCUUUCAGCUAGCCCUUACAUUCCCGAAAAUAAUUCGGAAAGUACAGCCAGAAUUUUUCUAGCAGGUGUGACUAAGAGUAACCUCAGAAACUUCCUGAAUUUUUUUCGAAUUUUUUCAGGAUGAUGUAAUAUUAUGUUCAGGACCCUCACAAUCGUGUUAUUUGGGAGUGAAAUGGGGUUUCAACUCAGAAUGAAAAAAACGCUAAUCAUGGAGAAAUAUGCAUUAAUUGUUUAUGGUUUGUUAUGAAAAGUGAAGAAACAAUUACUUUCAUUGUUCGAGCACAGGCAUAGGCGUACAUUGCAUUUUAAACAUCUCGUCCUUGAACGGCUACCGCAACAUUCCAGUCACCAAGUCCGUGGCGAUUUCAGAGAAUCAAUGACAGGCCAGUGGUCAAUUUCAUCAUAUUGUUUGUCAUUUGUUGAAAUAGAAGCUUCUCUAUUUGCAAGAAGAACGUUUGGUUUAUUGGCAUUUUCAUCCAUCCACUCAACAAAUAUUCCUCCGGCACUUCUUCCUGUUCAUGUGCAUUCAACUCUCACUGGUCAUCUUUAUCGGGAUCGAUUUCCAGAUCUGAUCCUAUCUGAUCCAGCAAAUCGUGAAUUUCUUCUUGAUCUUUUUGCAAUUCAAAAUUAUCAUUGAUCCGUAGCGGUACGCUUCCGGAGCACACAAAUGUGAUGGUACACAAAUAUGUUCUGAAAUCUGAUCCCGAAAAAAAUUUUGGAAACAGACACUGUGAACCACCAUGUUGAAUCAUGUUUUCAUUUGCCAUUCAAUGCAUAAAAUCAUAUAUAGUUGAUGUUUUUGAUUCACUCACCUUCAGGAAACAUUUUUCAGUCGAGACCAAUUGAUGAUUGACAAUGAUUUAUUUUUUUACGCCACCUGAAGAUAAAAUAAGCAGCAAAUGCGGUUUGUUCCGUGCAAAUAAAACACUCACAAGCAAAGUAGCUGGUUCGCAAUCCAGCAAAAUGAUAUUUUGAUCCUUAUAAAUCACUUAGAUAAUGCCCGUAUAAUGGGCUUAUAUCACAAAAUAUUUUUAUUUCAUAAUUCGAUAGAACUCACCCAAACUAGUUCACCACCGCAAACCGUUUCUUCCUGUGAGCUCCCUACGUUUUAUAAAAAAUUAUUGAAAUCCCCGAUUUUUCGGACCUCUGAAAACGAGGCGAUGAUGUGACGUCAAAGCCCUAAUACUGAAACAAGACUAUUCCCGACAGAGAUGAAUGAUACAUGAUUUCUGACAGAGUGAAUUAGCGCGAGAUCACAGUUGAAAGAAUUAAUAUAUCAGUUGCCUCAGUCUCCGUCGGGCGCAAGGGCGUCGCCAUAGCGGAAAAAAUAGGUGAAGGGACCAUAAAAAAACUGAAGAGAAAAAUCAAAUAGAAAGAGUUUAAUGAGAAAAUCAAAAAACAGAAAAAAUCUAUACAGUAAAUCAGUUGAAAAAUAAUCUUCUAGGGUUCUUUGGGAAUCCGUUGGUCACUUUUUGACGAAAUCGUUCAAGUUUUUGAAAAUAUGUUGCCUGUGUAUACUCAUCAUUGCGAGGCCAUUUUGAGUCGAGCAUCAUACAUGGUGCUCCUCUACCAGGUUUUGAUUCUCCUAAGGCUACUAAAUGACCUUUCAACUGUACAAAUCUUACAAGGUAAAGGCAACAAGGAUCUUCAGAGCCUUCUCAACUUCAGGAGAAAAAUAUACUUUCGGAAGUUCUUUGCUCAAAGUGAGCGUUAUCAUAAGUAAUAUAACGAUAUUCUUAAUAUUCGAGAUAAUUCUGUCGCCUCAUUGUUCACGAAAUUGUGUUGCUGAGCAACACCACUAGUCAGGACGAAAGGUAGAGCUGUACGGCAACACAAUAGAUUUGACAAGGAAAUGAAGAAUUAUGAGAAUAUAUUCAGAACAGAGUGGAGACUAUUUCACGUUCACGAAGCAAAGAAGCAUUUAUUUUGAAUGAAUGAUUCAUUCUGACAAGUACAGUCAUUAUUUUUUGCCAAAUUGACAGACUUCGCUUCAUCUAUUUUUCGCGAUAAGCACACGUUUUCUCUGGCUUGUGAUUGGUCAGAUUAUGUGAUGAAUGAAAUGGUCGUUUCAAUGAUAGCAGGGUGACUGGUGAGCGUUAAACGUAGGGGGGGGGGGGGCAGCUGCCCUUGGUCGGGCGUUUGGUAUUUUCUUUCAACUAUGGCGAGAUGAGGUUUCUACGUCAUAAGAGGGUCCGUUUUCAGAAGGUACUAUUAUUUAUAUGUCCAAAAAUAAAACAUUCCAGUUCAUUUUUCGAUCGAAUUAUGCUGUCAAUCAUUAUUUAUGUAUCAAAGGAUCUUUAUAAACAUGGUUUGAGUUAAAAGUUCUACUUAGGUGUACACGCCCAUUGUGAGGGUACGGAUCGUAAGGGCUAGGAGGAUGACAAACCAUGAAAUUUCGAAACGAUGUUGAGUAAACACAUUGUGUAGCACGUUUUUGACCCCAGAGAAAAUUACAAGAAAAUUCCGUCCCAACGGGAGCUCUUUCGAAAUUGAUCCAAGUUUUAUAGCAGAUUUUCGAUUUUACGUUUGGAUUGUUGACCAGUUCAGUGUGAUCUUGGAAUAUAAGAAAUAAUGUGAAAUUAUGUGUAAAUUUUGAUGGUGUAAUUUUGCCAUUCGUAAAGUGACUUAUGUGCUAAAUAAUAGUUUUUUACUUAACAAGUACGGAAAGAAGUACUUUUUCGCACGCGACGGCAGUUGCACGAACGACCCAGAGCGGAGUUCGGGCAAGCCGGUAAAGACAUUUCUCGCAAGAGUUAGGUACAAUGUUUUUCCUACGAGUGUUUUUGUCCAUAUUAUUUAUGAAUAAAAAAGGUUUUUAAUAAACAGGGUUUUAUAAUGAUGCUAGAAAAUGACACAUGAAACAGAAUAAGAUGAAGUAGAUUAUAUGUAAUAAUGGGGCGAAUGUGAUAGUGGGUAUGAAUAUCGCUAUUUGAAUAAAUUUUCUUGCGCCAAAAUAUGCUAGUCAAGUUGAGUACAGAUAUUCGCAGAGUGCGUUUCACUCUCAGACAUUUAUUGUUCUACAUUUACCCCGUUCGUGGACUAAUAUAUUAUUUUUCCAAGAAGUUGGAACAGAUCUAAUUUUUAUUAACUCAGUACUUCAUAGUGAUUUGGGAAAAUACAUGGUAAAAGUUAUUUUAUUGAAAACUACAUAUUAACCCCAGAAUAUUGCUAUAUAGGCUGUUGGCCCGCGACACAGGGUUUAUCGAUGUUCUAAGUCGGUAUGCCAUUUAAGGGGCCCACUCACUUAGUCCAAGUUAACAGGAAGGAGUGCCUCGGAGAGUCGCAACCCAGUCCUUGCCCAGGCCCUGACCUCACCUUUCGGUUGGAAAAAAGUUCAACAUUUUGUUUAAGAAGAAGCUCGGCAAUGAAGUGCAAUGAUCUUAUCUCACGAAAAUUGGGGCGCUUGCCGGUUUGCAUACGCCUAGGUCACUCCCCAAGGGCGGCAUACGAACCGGAAGUGACAAUUUUUCAGUGUUAUAGUCGAUGAUUGAAGAUUGUAUGCCCUUUGGCAAAACAAUGAAUUCUGAUCCAUUAAUCAGUUUCCCGACAUUUGCAUACGAUUCCGGAGAGGGGAGCUCGACUUAUUCGAACAGCAAAUGAUAUUCCAGUAAAUAUGUGGAGAUUUGAAAAUAUUUGCGAGGCAAAAAUAGUAAAGGAGAUUGAUGAAUCAACUCCAGAUAAUAAUUAUAAAAGAAGUAAUUAGUAAUACAAUGUACGCUCUCGUGAUUUUU
Molecule: messenger RNA, 6240 nt
Organism: Phaedon cochleariae (mustard beetle)
Lineage: Eukaryota; Metazoa; Arthropoda; Insecta; Coleoptera; Chrysomelidae
Source: the annotation of a GenBank genome assembly